Molecule: messenger RNA, 1188 nt
Organism: Saccoglossus kowalevskii
Lineage: Eukaryota; Metazoa; Hemichordata; Enteropneusta; Harrimaniidae
Product: monocarboxylate transporter 4-like
Biological process (GO): transmembrane transport; monocarboxylic acid transport
Molecular function (GO): monocarboxylic acid transmembrane transporter activity
Source: RefSeq, a predicted model, not a curated record
AUGGGCAAUCCUGGUAGCCCUGAAUCAUCAAACAAUUAUAGUAUCGAACCACCAGAUGGAGGAUAUGGAUGGUUCAUUGCGUUCGCCGGCUUCAUAGUGUAUGUUCUUAUCGGGGGCGGUUUCUUCUCAUUUGGUGUGCUGUAUGUGUCAUUAUUAGAUGCAUUUGGUGCAUCCAAAGCAGAUACAGCAUUGGUAGGAUCUCUGUCGUGUGGUAUGGGGAUUAUCGGCCAUGGUAUAUCAAUGGCUUUAUGCGGUCGAUUUGGACAUCGAAAGAUUCUGAUUGUGUCUGGGAUCUGUUCUUCGAUGGGCUACGUAGUAUGUUCUUUUACAACAUCAUUGCAACAAAUAUAUGUUGUGUAUGGAUUAUUUAUCAGUUUUAUGUAUUGGAUUACAUCUUUUCCUGCAAUAUCUAUGAUUCGUAAAUACUUUUCAAAGAAAAUGCCAAUAGCGGUAGGACUGGCUCUGUCAGGAACUGGUGCAGGGCAAUGUAUAUUUUCCGUCUUGAUACAGAUUUUCCUUGACAGUUAUGGAUGGCGGGGAACGCUGAUUAUGCUUGGGGGAAUUUCUUUACAUUUCUGCUUAGUAGGGGCGUUAUUUAGACCUAUAGAACAUUAUCUCCGAUCGCCUGCUCAAUACACCGAAAUAGCAGAGGACAAACCAGAGAAUCAAGAGACCUCUACGGCUCUACAUGUAUCCAACUCGCAUUCAAAUACUGAUUACUGUGUUCGUCCACUUAGUAACACAGCUCAGCCAACUGAGAUAACACCGAAGAAGAAAACCAUUAAAGGUUGUUUCAUUACUGGUUUGAACAAUAUUCACACUCUAUUCAAGGUCAAACGUGCCAGGGAUUAUGGAAUCCCCAGUUUCAAAAGUUCGAGUUUACCAGCAAUCAUGGGUCUCACCCAAUUCUUUGGUAGAAUAUUCUGGGGAGUUGGAGGAAGUCUUCUAAAAGUUAAACCUCAUAUAUUGUACGGCAGUGGCAUGAUUAUUUCUGGGAUGGCAACAGUGGUUAGUAUCCAUAGCAAGACGUAUGAAGGGCAAAUAGCGUUUGCUGUUAUAUUUGGCAUUGAACCACUUAUAUUUGACAGUGAAAAGCGAUGCCGAACAGCAAGGCAGAAACCAAUAGGAAUUUUUGAUUUUGAUGAGCUCUCUAAAGGAGUGUGUGGAUUACGUCAAAUAAGUGAAUGA